Messenger RNA from Fusarium sp. VM40, 1620 nucleotides. NCBI's taxonomy places the organism in Eukaryota, Fungi, Ascomycota, Sordariomycetes, Hypocreales, Nectriaceae. The record is from the annotation of a GenBank genome assembly.
AUGCUGACGUCUCGAUCUCCUAAUCAGUCACAACUAGAUCCCCUACCAACUGACCUCCCCUUCCGAAUUGUGUCCAAGACCGUGGGUCGAGGAGCAUAUGCCUCCAUCAAGAAAGCAAUCCCUCUUGACGCUCCAUCGCCAAUAUUUGCUGUAAAGCUCAUCCACAAGGGCUACGCUGUCAAACAUGGCCGUAUAUCUACCAAGCAACUCGCCAUGGAGGUCUCGCUCCAUUCACAUAUUGGCCAGCAUCCCAACAUCAUCGAGUGGUUUGCUUCAGGAGAAGAUGACAUAUGGCGAUGGAUUGCCAUGGAGUACGCAGAAGGUGGUGACCUCUUUGACAAGAUCGAGGCCGAUGUUGGUGUUCGUGAGGACAUUGCCCAGGUGUAUUUUGUCCAGCUCAUCGGUGGUGUGAGCUUCAUGCACUCCAAGGGCGUGGCACAUCGUGAUCUCAAACCGGAGAACAUUCUCCUCUCUCAGGACGGAUCUCUGAAGCUUGCUGACUUUGGAAUGGCCACCAUGUUUGAGUACAAGGGUCAACGGAAACAGAGCUCAACCCUAUGUGGCAGUCCUCCUUAUAUCGCCCCUGAGAUUCUUGCCUGUGGACGAGCAGACAAGAAGGCACCAAACGCUGCCAAGUACUCUCCGGAUCUGGUCGACGUGUGGUCAUGCGGUGUCAUUCUGUUCGUCCUACUCAUCGGCAACACACCUUGGGACGAGCCCUCGCAAGGUAGCUGGGAAUUUCAAGAAUAUGUGCGAACAUCUGGCCGCAGCACCGACGCUCUAUGGGGGAGGAUUCCCGCAACAGCACUCUCAUUGCUACGAGGAAUGAUGAGUAUCGACUCUUCAAAACGAUUUACCUUUACUCAAGUACGCCAGCAUCCAUGGUAUACGAGACAUAAUGCCCUCCUUAGUGCCGAUGGUCGAGUCACAGACCCCAUCAAUCUGGCAACACAGAUGUUGGAGAAUCUCCGUAUCGACUUUAGCCAUCAACCGACAUCGCAGCCUUCCUCUAGCGACCACAUGGACCUCGACACUGGUCUGAACGUGGGGAAGUUCUCUUCUACUCAGCCCGAGACACCCAUCGCUGAUAAGGAAUGGGAUUGGGAGCGACCACCACUUCGCUCAGUGGCCUCACCCGCAUCAUCACUUCCACAUCACGCCCAUGAUGCUCGUCGUGCGAUGCUCGAUACACUUGCUGAUGAACCAUCCAUGUCUCAGUUCUCCCAAACCCCAGGCCCAUCUUUGUCUUUGACUCAACAAGCCCGCCGUUUCCGCGACAUUUGUCCGCCAGAGGCUCUCACCCGCUUCUUCUCGGCCGUCCCUCCUGCACACAUCAUCCAGAUGCUCAGCGACGCUCUCCAUCAUCUCAACGUACCCGUAGCAACCCCUUCGCCCAACCCCACUGGAAAUCAUGUGGCCAUGAUCAAGGUCAAAACCCUGGAUGGUCGUCAGCAAAGUCUGCACGGUGAGAUUCAAAUCGAUCGCCAGCCUCUGCCUGACAGCACAGAGGUUCUUGAUGUGCGCUUCGUCAAGGUUAAGGGUGAUCCUCUUGAAUGGCGUCGUUUCUUCAAGAAGGUGGUUGUUUUGUGUAAGGAUGGUGUCUACGUCCCGGAGUCUUAG